Molecule: messenger RNA, 723 nt
Organism: Tetrahymena thermophila SB210
Lineage: Eukaryota; Ciliophora; Oligohymenophorea; Hymenostomatida; Tetrahymenidae
Exons: 1
Source: RefSeq, a predicted model, not a curated record
AUGAUAAGUACUCACUCAAUCAACAGUAAACGCUCUAGCUCCAAUAUUGAUGCUUAACAAUACGAGCCUUCUGUUAAGAAAGUCCAUAGUAUUUCUAGCUCUGAUUCAUAAAUAGCCCCAAGAGUUUCAUCUGGAAAUAAAAAAAUGUUUACCAGAGCUCCUAUGGGAGACUUUUUUGCAAAAUGUGGCUUGAUAAGUCGCGGAUAACAGGUUUUUGAAGACUUUUUUAUUUAAGAAGAUAAGAUUGAUUACUAUCCUUUAAUAAAAACUACCCAAAUUAUUGAGAAAACUCCUUUCUCAUCAAAUUUUAUUGAUUAUAACUCAAGUAUGAAUCUUGCUGUUUAAGCUAAGUGUCUCAGCUCAAUUUGUUUAAAUGAAUCUGAAUAAAGUUGCUCAAGUAAAAACUAGUAACAAUAAUAAUUAUUGCUCGAAACUCGUGCCCGCGAAGAAAGCUCGGAAUUCUCCAUUAAUUGCGGUGAAGAAGAAGAAGAUUAAAUUGAAGGUGGUCAUAAAUGCAAUUUUUUGACUGAACAAAUUGAACCAUCUGCCUAAAUUAUUAUUUCAGGAUGCGAAUCAGCCUAGCCCAUCGCUAGAGAUAAUUAGAACCUAACUUAAGGCCACGAUAUCGAAUCGGAUCAAUAAUAUAACUAUGUUGAAGAAGAUUUCGCAACUUUGUAAGAAUACUCAGAAAUCAAGGUGAUCGAAAUUGUAAAAUAUGAUUGA